Molecule: messenger RNA, 1698 nt
Organism: Penicillium chermesinum
Lineage: Eukaryota; Fungi; Ascomycota; Eurotiomycetes; Eurotiales; Aspergillaceae
Product: putative pre-mRNA splicing factor
Exons: 1
Coding region: 1-1698 (565 amino acids)
Biological process (GO): mRNA splicing, via spliceosome
Cellular component (GO): U4/U6 x U5 tri-snRNP complex
Molecular function (GO): U6 snRNA binding; U4 snRNA binding; protein binding
Source: RefSeq, a predicted model, not a curated record
AUGCAUCCAUCUCGAAAAGCUUAUGUCGAGGAGACCGAGGAAAGUCCCACCCGAUUGCCCCGCCAGAGCUAUCUCCGGAGUCGCGCUCUGAUGAUGAACGUCCCACCGGCUCUGGACGCUGACAACACACCUGAAUCUGAGCUAACCAUUUGUGAUGUCGUACAGGAUGCGGACAUGGUCGACCUCGCCAAUUUGCGUAAGUUUUUCGAAGGCCCGUUCCUCGAUAACAGCUCCACUGACAACAUCCAUACAGCUACCGAUGAAGACUAUGAGAUUCCCGCAUCUGCGGCGGGCAUCCCAGCCGAACGAGCAUCUGCUAUUAUUUCCCAAUUCGAGCGCAAACGACGCGCGGCUGCUAUGGCGGUACCUACAGACGACACACGAGUACGCGCCAGGCUGAGAGAGCUUGGGGAACCCAUCACACUUUUUGGCGAGGGCCCAAGUGACCGACGUGAUCGAUUGCGCGAGCUCUUAACUGAUAUUUCCGACCGCCAAGAUGGCGUACCCGAAGUCCAGAUGGAAGAGGCAGAGGGAGCUGAAGAGGAAGAGCAGGAGGAGUUUUACACAGAGGGUUCCGACCAUCUCCUGGCAGCUCGCACCGAGAUCGCGCGGUAUUCGGUGCCGCGUGCCAAAGAACGACUUGCGAAGCAGAAGACAGAAUCUAAGAUCCUACUCCGAACCCACGUCCAACACCGAAAGGGUAUCAAAGCACACCUUCAACAGUACGAUAUUUCUGCGUCGACAAUCGCCUCGGAUCGGCCUGUGGGCAUCGUUCGCUUUGCGCCGGACGGAGAGACCAUUGCUGCUGGCAGUUGGUCAGGUGACAUCAAAUUGCUCUCUGCUCCGCAACUGGAUGAGAAGGCUCAUCUCAAAGGUCACACGGAUCGAGUUGGUGGCCUAGCGUGGAUUCCUGGUGCCACGCUACCAACCUCCAAUGUAUCGCCAUCCUCCGUGAAUCUUGUCUCUGGCGGCGGGGAAGGAAACCUUCAUCUAUGGUCUCUGGAUCAAGAAAAGCCUCUGGCAACACUAUCAGGCCAUUCGGCGCGUGUCUGCCGCACUGAUGUCCACCCCUCUGGACGAUACGCUGGUUCAGCCUCGUUCGACACGACUUGGCGGCUAUGGGACAUUGAGAAACAGAAGGAGCUUCUGCUACAGGAAGGUCAUUCACGAGAAGUAUUUGCCCUAUCAUUCAACGGCGAUGGCUCUCUGGUCGCCAGCGGCGGACUGGACAGCUUUGGGCGCGUCUGGGACCUUCGCACAGGGCGUACGGUCAUGAUCCUUGAGGGCCACAGUCAGGGAAUUUAUGGACUGGAUUGGGGCGUGGAUGGGUACCGAAUCUUGUCUUCUUCUGCUGACGGCCUCGUCAAAUGUUGGGAUCUUCGACAAGUCAAAAACACUGCCAACAUUGGAGCUCACGACAGCACUGUCUCGGACGUACGGUGGUAUAAGGGAGCUGAGGCUACUUGUUCUUUACCAUCCUCGGGAGACUCGAAUCAACAGCAGCCGAAGAAAUCCGGGACUUUCUUCGUAACGGGUGGGUUCGACAAAAGUGUGAAGAUUUUCAGUGCAGAUGACUGGACGCUGGUGAAAACUAUGAAUGGACAUGCAGGCAAUGUCCUCACUACAGACAUUAGCGAUGACGCCAAGUGGGUUGCUAGCGCUGGUCACGACCACGCAGUGAAGCUUUGGAGCAUAUAG